Molecule: messenger RNA, 3840 nt
Organism: Aspergillus alliaceus
Lineage: Eukaryota; Fungi; Ascomycota; Eurotiomycetes; Eurotiales; Aspergillaceae
Product: putative PHD finger domain protein
Exons: 2
Coding region: 237-3791 (1184 amino acids)
Biological process (GO): regulation of transcription by RNA polymerase II
Source: RefSeq, a predicted model, not a curated record
CUUUAACCUUCGUUUCCUUGCUGCUUUUUGAAUCUUUCCCCGCAGCUGUUGAGUCAUGAUUGAAAUUUCUAUCCUGCCUUGUCCUGUUUCCUUAAGCUACACAGCGCGAGUAGACGCAGUCUGAUUGCAACGUGAGGCUGAGCGACAAGCUCGACGACGACGUUAUUCGACAUACAUUCUUUUAACACACCAUCCAUCUAUACUCAUUCGCCUUUCAUUUUCCCCUUCAAAAAGAAAUGGCGCCACUCUCGUCAAACAAGUAUCGAUCAUCCCCCGGAAGGCCACCGAAGAACCAAUCUAAAGCGGCGCUGAAGGGCACUCAGAAUUCAACCGCUGAAGGACCACCCCUCAAGAAGCGGAAGUACGUCCCUGGUGGACCCGGGGGUGGAGGCAGAUACAUUGAACUUGAUGUGAGAGAGACAAAGCCGCCUAAACCGCCUAAACCGGCGAAACCAGCCAAACCGUCGCUGGUUGGUCGCAACUCCACCCCCCGAACACGCCCUGCACGAGAAGAACCUCAACCCAUGCAGCUCCCUCCACAACCACCUCCUGUCCCAAAAACACCACCACCACCACCACCACCCGCUCGUCUGACAAGAGAUAAAAGCCAAAGCCGUGGCGGUCGUUUUGGCUCCUCGACAGCUGCUGCUCUCGCUUUACAACAUGGCGAUCCUUAUAAACCACGGGAAGAGCGAGGAUGGGAGGAGUUCCACCCGGAACUAGAUAUUGAAACGAAGUUUGUGGUUUUUCCUGCCGAGGAGGUAGAUAGGCCAGCUCCAUCCGCGCAUGUAGCCCAUAUCUUGUCGCCGAAUGGUCUUGACCUCAGCAACGACAAAGACCCAUUAGCUGAACUGAUCCGUGCACACGCGAACGGCACGUCCCCGACACCUAUCAAGCGCCGGCCAGGACGCCCUCCCCGUCGCCCUGAGGCCAUUUUGAAUGCUCUCGGCAUUACGCCGCAGCCGAAAAACGUCCCGCCUCCCGGUCCAAACCCACACGAGAGGCUGACGCUUCCUAAACCCUCAUUUCGGCUGCGGGAUCCAUUCGUUUUUUACGAUCAACCUGGUGUGGGCCAACAAAAUUACGUUGACCGUACAAUGGCAAGCGUGGGAUACCAGGAGAGUGACCUCUUCCUUCGCCACGAUCGUCGGUUGAUCCGAAUAACCGAGGCGCCGCAGGAAGAUGAUCUCGAUGCCGUGAAUCCCGUGGGGACUGAGGAAGAGCCAAACACAUCUGUUGGAAGAGUAGAAUAUGACAUGGAUGAGCAAGACGAAAAGUGGCUGGAGGACUACAAUGCAAAGCGAAGAGAAGACCAACUAGAGCCUAUUAAACCUGCUGUCUUCGAAAUUACCCUGACGAAGAUAGAAAAAGAAUGGCAUGCUCUUGAAAAACGUAUACCAAAGCCAAACCCGAAACCUCCCCAGACACAACGGCCUCGAUCAAGCUCUGCCGCUGCAGUGAAUGGCGAAACCGCUGGGCCCGGAGAGGAUCAGGACAGCAAAUGUGCGAUUUGCGAUGAUGGCGAUUGCGAGAAUUCUAAUGCAAUUGUCUUCUGUGACGGGUGCGAUUUGGCGGUGCAUCAAGAAUGUUACGGCGUUCCAUUCAUUCCCGAGGGUCAAUGGUUGUGUCGUAAGUGCCAACUGGUUGGGAGGGGUUCCGUCAAUUGCAUCUUCUGCCCUAACACCGAAGGCGCCUUCAAGCAGACUACUACUUCGAAGUGGUCUCAUUUGCUUUGCGCUAUAUGGAUUCCCGAAGUGUCUAUUGGCAAUCCAUCCCUGAUGGAACCAAUCACCGACGUUGAAAAGGUACCCAGGAGCCGUUGGAAACUUCAUUGCUAUAUCUGCCGUCAAAGAAUGGGUGCGUCGAUCCAGUGCAGCAACAAAAAUUGUUUCGUCGCGUUCCACGUAACUUGUGCCAGAAGGGCUCAGCUCUACCUGAAGAUGAAGUCCGGCCACGGGUCCCCCGCAGUCAUGGACACUCACCUUCUGAAGGCAUUCUGCGACAAACAUGUGCCGCUUGAGUGGCGUCGAGAACAUGGUACGGACGCUGCUACGGUCGAAGCUAUGGAGUACUAUCGUAAUACCAUGCUAGGCCGACGGUGGGGCGAUAGUCAAGCUGCCGCACUGGCGCUGGAGCCUUCACAUCCUCUCGGGUGCGAGCAUGGUGACGAGGAUUUACAGCGGACUCAUACCCCCCGCAUCACUCUUACGGUUGGUGGGAAUAAGCGGAAACGACCUACUGUACCCAAAACGAUCUGGAAACUACCUUCGGGCGCUCCUGUCGUACCCCACGUUGUUCUAAACUCCGUUGCAGCUUCUCUUCAGCGCUUUGGUGUGCGUCAGAGAAAGCAGUAUGCUGAGGAUGCGUGCAAGUACUGGACACUCAAACGGGAGGCGAGGCGAGGAGCCGCAUUGCUGAAGCGCCUGCAAUUACAGUUGGAGACCUUUUCGUCCAUGGAGAUGACAAGGAGAGAUUACGUUGCCAUGGGAGCGGCUGGAGGUAAACGCCUUCAACGACGCAUUGAAUUCGGGGAACGGUUAUAUCACGAUCUCGACCGCCUGAGAAUGUUGUGCGACGAAGUCAAGAAACGGGAGAGGGAGAAAUUGAAGGAUGCCGAGACCCUUCGAACCAUUGUUGACACUGUCUACUUUCCUAUAUUCCCCUUGCUUUGGCCUAUUUAUGAAAAGGCCCAAGGGCUUGACGGAAAGGGCAUCUUUAGACAAGGGUUGCUGUCGAUACGCACCAAACUGGAUGAGCGCCAAUACACAUCUGUUUCCACCUUCUCCGCUGAUCUUGCCCGCGUGUUCACCUCAGAAAUCGGGGUCCAGCCCGCAGGGGACACCGCUGAACUCCAAAUGCAAAUCAGCGGUCGUGCUCCAGAGCUCAGCCUGGAGCAGCGCGAGAAGAGAAAGCUAGCUAAGCGCAUUAUCAAAUUCAUCCAGCCCGCCCUGGAGGAAGCGAUCAAGAAGGAGAGCGAGUUGAACCGGAAGCCCUUCGAACAGGAGCUCAAGGAAUUGGAUCUUAUGCUUGAGAAUAGCGUCAUGUCGCGGAGAGGCUCACAAGCCGAGUCGCCCCCGGCUGGCGACGAGGUGCCGGAGACACCCGAUGUUCCCACUGACAUUGAUCAGAAGGUCAAUGGGGAUGUGGAGGUAGCUGCCAAAUCGGAGCCUCUCGACGGCGCCGAGGUCACUGCUACGCCCCAACAGUCAGUCGACGUCGACGUGACAGAUGCAGAUCAGGCCCCUCCUCCAAACAGUGUUACAGUGUCUCAAACUCAGGAAACUCCCCAAGUUCGCUCAUCCACUCCGACGGCGGAGCAUGAGACUGGUAAGCAAGAAGAUAAGGCGUCUGAAGAUGCACCAUCCACUGCUAUCGAAACGCAUCCAGCUCCCAAUGGAGUAGCUACCAACCCUGAGGAGAGCAAUUCAGGGCCCACCGAGCAGCCUGUUCAGUCACGAAAAGAGCCAUUAACGCCUCCUCCAAGUUUCAAGGGUGACCAACAGCUUCCUUUGACCCAAGGUGGCAUCCAGUGGUAUAUGCAACCAUUCGAUCCCGUGGGCACCACUAUCCAUGAAGAACGAUGGACCGGGCGGGACGUCAUGCGCGGGAUGAGUGAGGAACUCAGUGAGCUUGACGAGGAGGAAUUAAAAGACUUGGUCGAUGAUGAACUCGAAGUGGAGAUGAACCCUACCGCUGAUGGAGAUGGAACAAGCACCAGUGGGCCGGAUACUGCACCGGAACAGGCCGUCAAGGUCCAUCGAACUCGGAGACGCUGGCGUGGAUUUAAAUAAUAGACGGAUUCCCAGCCUGGUUAAGCUUCUCUCUUUAGCCUUUUUUUUU